AGUGCGGCUCAAAGGGCUGGAAGGGUCUAUUCUGCUCAGGAUAUCAAUGUAAAUAAAUAAUUCUGUUUUAUAUUAGACUGUAUCUAUGCACUAUCCCUCUCUGAUGCUCAAUUUCGACCCCUGUAAGUAAUGGUUUUAAUUUUACUUGUCUGUUUGCACAAUUAUCUUUUGAUCUUGAAAGCAGCCUGGGUAAUGUGUUUCUACCUCUAAAUGAAGUAGAUUGUAUUUAUUUGCUUUAGGACUGACCUAAUAUACAUGAAUAAGAUUCUCUCCCUGGGGUCCCAGCUACAGAUGUUAAAAUAACAGUUGGGAAUUGGGGGCAAGAGGCAGGAAUAUUUGGUUCCUGAUGAACCAGUGAUAGAUUCAUUCAGGCUCAAAGGUCUUGUUUGAGGCUCUUAGCAAGUAGGUCACAUGCAUGUACAGUGUUUGCACACUGUUUUAACCAACCUUACUCGCUCCAUUGCAUUUCCUUCAAAUUCUGCGUGCCUUUCAAUUGUCUACCAAAGAAGGUUGUGGAGUCUGGAUCAUUCAAGGGGAUGAUGAACGAGAAAGAGGUAUUUGAAAUAUUACAGAGGCGGAGUAUUCUUUGAAACAUCUGUAAUUGAGGACUGUGGAGAACUGACACAGAAAGGGGAUGGAGUCCAGUGCAGGUCAGCCAUGAUCCGAAUGAAAGAUGAGCAGACAUGAGGGGCCAGGUGGCCUACUAUGUUUAAAUAAAAUAAUAAAGGCAUCCGUUAGUCUUGCGAGACCAUGGAUCUGCGUCUGGGAAGUCUUCACUCUCCAGGGCGCAGGCCUGGGCAAGGUUGUAUGGAAGACCGGCAGUUGCCCAUGCUGCAAGUCUCCCCUCUCCACGACACCGAUGUUGUCCAAGGGAAGGGCAUUAGGACCCAUACAGCUUGGCACCAGUGUCGUCGCAGAGCAAUGUGUGCUUAAGUGCCUUGCUCAAGGACACAACACGCUGCCUCGGCUGGGGCUCGAACUCACGACCUUCAGGUAGCUAGUCCAAUGCCUUAACCACUUGGCCAUGUAUUCACCCUACUAUGUUUAUUUUCUUGUAUUCAGUGGUUCCAUUUAAUAUCAGAGAAAUAACUGUAUAACCUGAAAUUCUUACUUUUCACAGAUAUCCACAAAACAUUAAAAAAAACUAAAAACCAAAAAAUGAGUGAUAGUGAUAUCAGACCCCUAAAGCCAACCCCUCCCAUGAAAUGGUAUCGACCCUUUCUCCACUUACACCAGCAAAAGCACCACCACCCUCUUCCCACCAUGCAGACAAUAGUAAAGCCCCCAAAGAGACAUUGAUUUUAGAGUCCAUCAAAAACUAUCUCACUACUCUCUAAACUACUCUCUCACCAGUGAGGGAGAGAAAUCUCUCUUACUGCAACAACAUGAGUAGGAGACUGGAAGCUUGCUAUUUCGAUGUUACAAUCUUCCACGUCGCUUCUCAUUCACCAUCAAAAAUAGAGGGGAUCGCUGGAGUGCAGGGCCCGCCUUCUGACAGCAGCGCACACCGCCUGCUGUCUUGAUGCUUGUCUCCCGUGAUGCUUCAAUCACCAACAAUGUCGGGGAAAGGCGUGCACCUUCCAGGCCAAACCUGGAGAUAUCGAAACCCUGGAUCGCACGGCGAGUCCGAGAACGAGAACCCACCGCCCAUGGAGAACCGUAGUUUGAGAUGCAUCUGUAGAUCAUGGAUUCCGACAGGACCCCAGCCACCUUGAAAAGACGAGAGACAUAAGAAAAGAAGAAUGAACUGUUUUGCAAACGAACUGGAAGAAGUCACCUAGGACUUUACAUUCAUCUCAAACAUGUUCAGCAAGAAGAAGAAGCGGGUAGAGAUCUCAGCACCUGUGAAUUUCGAGCACCGUGUCCACACUGGCUUUGAUCAGCAGGAACAGAAGUUUACUGGGCUUCCAAGGCAAUGGCAGAGCCUCCUUGAGGACACGGCCAAACGGCCCAAGCCCCUGGUGGACCCAUCGUACAUCACACCCAUUCAGCUUGCUCCGCGUAAGGCCAUUGUAAGGGGAAGCAAAGUUGGAAUCGACGGCUCACUGAACUGGCUUCUGGAUGAAUUUGAGAAUGUUUCUGUUACUCGUUCCAAUUCCCUGCGGAGAGGGAGCCCACCUUCACUGCCCCAUCGGGACCAGUCGCAGGAUGGCGUGCACAAGAACGGAGUGCACAAUAGCCACACUAAGGGUGUCUACUCAUCUGAGUUGGAGAGAUACCACGAUAACAAGGCGAGGACUGAGGGGAGUAAGCCAGGGUCCAGGGAUGAGCGGGACCAGGGUAGGGACGACAGGCACAGGAACCGAAAUGCUGAGCGGGACAGCGGUCGUGGUCACCCGCAGCAGCCCAGGGGUCAGGAGCCGAGCAGGCCCAACCACCGUGACAGGGAGCUCCGCCCCGAUUACCACAGGCACCCUGACAACAGGGGCAAGUCACACCAUAAAGUGGACAGCAGGAGAGACCACCACCCGGGCGACCAGGAAGGAAACCACGUUGGUUUCAAUGAGCCCGCCAGUUCACAGGAGCGCUCAGCACGGCGAGAGAAGAUUGAAGCCGCAGACAAGAGGCCAACGUCCACAUACACUGGCGAGAUCAGCCCACAGUCCCCAAAGGACAAGCGACCUCUCUCUGGUCCAAAUAUCCGCUCUCCGAAUGUUCCAGAUGCUGAUGGAACGCGAAAGGGCCUGCAUCCAUCUGGGAGACCCUUCAAUACGUACCCGAUGGCUGACGCUGGAACAAGCAGAGGCACCAACAGCCAGGUUGAUGUCAGGGUAGGAGUACCUCACGAUGUCCGGCACAAUGGCCCCACUGCCACCAAGAACAGUGCAAAUAAGCCGGAACAGGGUCACUUCAAGCCGACCCACGUGGAGGCAGUGCACCCGGGCCUGUCCCCCCACGCCUCCGACACGCACCUGGCACGCAGUCCUCAGACCAGCUCCCAGCCUUCGUACCCAGCACAGCCCCCGGCCCCUGACUCCAGGUCGCCCCAGCGUGAGCCGCAGAGGGUGUCCCACGAGCAGUUCCGAGCAGCCCUGCAGAUGGUGGUGGAUCCGGGUGACCCCCGGACAUACCUGGACAAUUUCAUUAAGAUUGGCGAAGGCUCGACCGGGAUCGUCUGCAUCGCCACUGUGAAGACUACAGGCAAGCUGGUGGCAGUGAAGAAGAUGGACCUGAGGAAACAGCAGAGGAGGGAGCUGCUCUUCAAUGAGGUUGUGAUAAUGCGAGACUACCAUCAUGAAAACGUGGUGGAGAUGUACAAUAGCUAUCUGGUGGAUGACGAGCUGUGGGUAGUGAUGGAAUUCCUGGAAGGAGGGGCACUGACUGACAUCGUAACGCACACCAGGAUGAAUGAAGAACAGAUAGCGACAGUCUGCUUGUCUGUGCUAAAGGGUUUGGCCGUCCUCCACGCACAAGGGGUGAUUCACCGAGACAUCAAGAGCGAUUCCAUUCUCCUAACCCAUGAUGGAAGGGUGAAGCUUUCGGACUUUGGGUUCUGUGCCCAGGUGUCAAAGGACGUGCCAAGGCGCAAGUCACUGGUGGGCACACCUUACUGGAUGGCGCCAGAGCUGAUCUCCCGGAUGCCGUACGGUCCUGAGGUGGAUAUCUGGUCACUGGGUAUAAUGGUCAUAGAAAUGGUUGAUGGGGAGCCUCCAUACUUCAAUGAACCUCCACUGAAGGCCAUGAAAAUGAUACGGGACAAUCUGCCCCCCAAACUGAAGAACGGUCAGAAGGUUUCUCCCCUCCUUAAGGGGUUCCUGGACCGGCUGCUAGUGCGGGACCCCUCACAGAGAGCGUUGGCUUCGGAGUUACUGAAGCACCCCUUCCUGAGCAAGGCGGGGCACCCAUCCUGCAUCGUACUACUAAUGCGGGGCAACCGUAUAAAAUGAGCUUGCUAAAAUGAGCUUAGUCCCAGCCGGGAGAGAAGAAAUUCUGUGAUUUUAAAACUAGGAAGCAUAUAUCUCAUAAUUAAAGCAUUUGGCAUUUACAAGAACAGGGUAGUUUCCUGUCUGACCCCAUGGGCCUGUGAGAUAUCUUCCAUCCACGGUGACUUGCUUUGGCAACCACCUCUUUCAACUGGAUCUUCUGACUGAAGUUCGACACUGCUGUUUCUAAGGGGGCAGAACCACACAGGAUAAAUAUGAAUACUACUGAACACCAAGACUUUUAUUUUCGCUUUGUGAAAUGUGACUUAAAGACUUUUAAAAGUCGACUAACGUAGUUUGUACACAGAGCAGCAAUGGAGGAACUACACUGGAAUUUUAUAUAAAUAUGAGAAGUGCGUGUGUAUAUUUCACUACUAAAUCUAGAUUUCUAAACACUGUUAGAUGUCACGACUGCACAGGUAUGAAGCAUGCAUCCGGGGGAGAGGGGUUCCUGACCUUUGCAAAGAAUGCUGGGAUAUUGGCAGACCAGGAACGACAAAGCUUGCGUUCCCUGCCUUUUACAUCACUUUCGACCUUGUGCAUGCUUCCCCUCCCCCACUCCCACCAAAAAAAAAGUGUGAUGUUUGCUAGUUUGUGCAGACUAGUUUAAAGUUCAGUCUGUUUCACAUGUUAAUUACCAGUCUCUGCACUAGGUAUUCAAGAGUCUUAUAACAGCAAGAUCGAAGCUGUGCUCCAGUCUGGUGGAAGGUGCUUUCAGGCUCUUGUCCUUGAAAUUGUUGGUUGGGAGGGGAGGAAGUGUGAAGAGAGAAUGUCUGGGGUUGGUGGGGCUUUACAGCAGGACGUGUGGGCAGAGUCUAUGGAAGAGAGUCUCGAUAACUCCAGAGCCAACCUUGGUGAGGAUGUGCAUGGGAGUCACUGGUAAAAGUGUCCUGCAGUCUUAAGGCUAGCUACAAGUUUCCUUGUGAACUUUGAGGUUAAUCAUAACUGUCCCAAAACCAAAUCAAACAUGAAUGACUUGGGGACAUGAAUUGUGUGCCACUGUGUUCAACAACACUGGUCACUCCAUUUUCAUUGUCUGUUACAAAUGUUUUGAAGGCAACUGGAGGGGAGAGCAAGUGUUUGUCUAGGCUCAAACAAUGAGUUAAUUUCACAGCAAUGUAAAUUUAAUCAGAAGACUGAGUCUAUUUAAGGAGUUGAGAAAACCGAAGGAACGAUCAAAAUUGCAGCAACUUCUCCUAAUAAAAUCUGGCUGUUUUUUCCAGGAGUUGGAGAAGGGUUAGAAAAAUAUACAUGAAAUCACUUUCAAUUACUUGGUGUGAUCACUUGUCCUGAAAGGGAGAAUUCCCAGUCAUUGUCACACGUAAUGUAGGAUUCAAUAGGGAAGAGGGCAGAUGGGUGGGACCCAUUCUGACCAAUACCACUGUGACUGGGGUUUGGAUCCCCUGUCUCUGCAUAUUCUGCUUCUUGGUUUUGGCCAGAGGUUCCCAAAAUUUUUUUAUUGCAUGGACACCCCCUACCAUUAACAGAGGGGUCAGUGGGCAAACUUCCAUUCUUAUUAAAAACUUUGUACAAUUCGGAAUGAUCUAGUUGCUAGUUCAGUUAUUGUGUACAGGUCACAAGGUUUCACUGAGGAAAAGUAUUUCCUGACAGCGCUAGUGUAUCGUCCCAUUCUCAGCACACAGUGUGAUGUCAAACCCAAAGGCUUGUACAUCCAGGGAGCGCAACAAAAAUCUGUGUAAAUCAGCAAAAUCCUAGCAGUUCCUAACAUCUUGAUGUUGAAGUUACUUUCUUCCCAUUUUAAAAAAAAGUCCUUGAAGAUCAUAAUUUUUUAAACUAACUUCCCCCAUCACCAUUCCUACAAGCACUUCUUGUGUUAAGAUUAACAUGGAAGGAAUCAUUUUGAUGUGACGUAGGUUUUCAGAAAUCAGAAUCAGGUUGAAAAUCACCGGCAUGUGUCAUGAAACUUUGAUGAAAUGAACAGUAGCCUGAUGUGGAUGAUUCGUGUGAAUUGUUGGGCGACAAGGCUACAGAGUUUCUUUGCUCAUUGCCAUUUACCAGUCAGUGCAGGAAAACCCACUCCCGUGACUGCUGGACAAAAUUCACCAGUGACCAUGGAAACGGCUAGCCGCUGAUCUUUUCCUGCCACUUUUCACUGUGCAGUCAAAAGAACUACAAGUGGAGCAAGUUCAUUAGAAACUCUCAAGACUUGAUGCAUGCCUAAGUACUGAAAGUUUUCUUGAAUGCCAGUAUCCCAGCAUCCCAUUGCACCAGUUUGUCCUUGAAGUUGUGUUUGAGCCAGUUACCAGCAUGCAGCUUCAUCCCAAUGGAGAGAUGAAGGGACUACUGAAUGGCUUUGCCUGGGUUUGUUUAAGGAUAUUUAUAUUGUAAUUUUUUUGUAACACUACAGUAUUUUCUAGAGAAUGCUGCAACUUAUUUUCUUGAGUAGUUACUUUACAAGAUUUACUGUUUUAAAAACAAGUGUUUUUCAUUGUGCCAAGAGGGUGAAUUUAAUGAGGUUUUAAAUUUUAUAAUUACAGAUCUGAAAACCAUUUUUCACACAGUUGGCUCGUUUUAUAUUCCACAUUUUUAAAGAAAUGGCAAGCUUGCCGCCUGGUGUGCCACAAGACACCGGGAGCAACGUCUGUGUGUGUGAGCAAAUUCAAAGUGUCUGUGUGUGUGUGAGCAAAUUCAAAGUGUCUGCGUGUGGGUGAGCAAAUUCAAAGUGUCUGCGUGUGUGUGUGUGAGCAAAUUCCAAGUGUCUGUGUGUGUGUGUGUCUGUGCAAAUUCCAAGUGUCUGCGUCUGUGCGUGUGUGUCUGUGCAAAUUCCAAGUGUGUGUGUGUCGAUACACUCAGUGGCCACUUUAUCAGGUGCUGCCUGUACCUAAUAAAAAGGCCACUGAUUAUGUUCGUGGGCUUCUGUUGCCUUAGUCUAUCCCCUUCGACGUGUUGUUACCGUCCCGUCAGCUUGAACCAGCCUUGGCCUCUCUCAUUAAUGAGGUGUUUACACACAUGCAACUGCUGCUCACUAGGUGUUUUGGGUUUUUUUGUUUGCACCAUUCUCUGUAGACUCUGGAGCUGGGAUUUGCAUCCUGGGUUUCAUGGACCCUUUGGUUAAUGGUAGGGGUCUGUGGCGUAAAGGAAGGCUUGGAACCUAUGGAAAAUCCCAGGAGACCAGCGGUUUCUGAGAUACUCGAACCACCCUUCUGGCACCAGCAUGGUCAAAGUCACUUGGAUCACAUUUCUUCCCCCAUUCUGAUGUUUGGUCUGAACAAUGUACAAAGUACAAAUAUGUCACCAUAUACAACCUUAAAAUUUGUUUUCUUGAGGGCAUAUUCAGUAAAUCCAUAAUAGAAUAAUAACCAUAAUAGAAUGAUUGAAGGCUGUCUCAACUGGGCCAUUCAGCCAGAGUGCAGAAGCCAACAAACCAAAAAUACAGAAAAGAAACACUAAUAUAAAUAAAUAAGCAAUAAUCAUUGAGAACAUGAGCUAAAGAGUCUUUGAAAAUCAAUUCAUUGGUUGUGGGAACAUUUCAAUGAUGAGGCAAAUGAAGUACGCCCUUUCGUUCAGGAGCCUGAUGGUUGUGGGGUAAUAACUGUUCCUGAACCUGGUGGUGUGGGACCUGAGGCUCAUUGUGGUGAGUGAAGUUAUCCACACUGGUUCAGGAGCCUGAUGGUUGUGGGGUAAUAACUGUUCCUGAACCUGGUGGUGUGGGACCUGAGGCUCAUUGUGGUGAGUGAAGUUAUCCACACCGGUUCAGGAGUCUGAUAGUUGUGGGGUAAUAACUGUUCCUGAACCUGGUGGUGUGGGACCUGAGGCUCAUUGUGGUGAGUGAAGUUAUUAUUGGAAGAUGUAAACACAUGCAUUGUAUUUUCUGUGUGUUGCAGUGUUUACAAUGUUUACUCAGCAGUGUUUACCCAAAUGUACACAUUGUAACAGCAUUUACUGGAAGGGACAUUGUAUUUUCUAUAUUCGCUAUGUGACUGCUGCUGGCUCAGUGGAGGGUGUUCGCUAUGUAGCCAUGACUUUUGACCUAAUCACUAUUAAUUCAGGAAGAGAACUAGAAUGAAACCAAGUAGGAAGAUAACGGUGGCGAGUAAGGUAAUGAAAUAUGUGGCAGUAUGUCAAAACAAGACCAAUUAAGAAAUAACUGUGGUUAGGGAUGAGGGGACACCUGGUCUAAAACGUAAACUAGGACAUAAUUAAAUUGGGGAGUAAAACAAUAGCGGAAGGUCGAGAGCGGAUGUAUUGAUGAUAUGUGAUCACAGGCCGUCUGGAUAUGAUAAUGUAGCUAAGAUAGGAGAUUGCUAUAAAAAAUACUGUGUACAAGCCUCGAUGGGCAGUCAGCUACUAGCUUUCUGAUUGUCUCAGCUUUGAUUUGCAAAUUAAAGUUUAAAACUUCUUGAAGGAUUUUCUGCGUCUCCUUGUUGUUUGUAAGAAACGAGAAACCACGACAAAAUUGGUGUAGUCGGCAGGAUUUGGAUAGAGACCCGCGAGGAAGGGAACAGCAGAUUGGGACGCUUCCCGGUCGCUCGGGGACCCUCACGAGGCUAAC
This is a messenger RNA of Mobula hypostoma (lesser devil ray), 8436 nucleotides long. RefSeq names its product serine/threonine-protein kinase PAK 4-like. Gene Ontology annotation, cellular component: cytoplasm. Bases 1803 to 3887 code for a protein of 694 amino acids. Gene Ontology annotation, molecular function: protein serine/threonine kinase activity; ATP binding. Lineage: Eukaryota; Metazoa; Chordata; Chondrichthyes; Myliobatiformes; Myliobatidae. Gene Ontology annotation, biological process: protein phosphorylation; regulation of MAPK cascade; intracellular signal transduction. The transcript has 9 exons. The record is from RefSeq and is a predicted model, not a curated record.